This is a messenger RNA of Cynoglossus semilaevis (tongue sole), 2664 nucleotides long. RefSeq names its product annexin A6 (gene anxa6). Gene Ontology annotation, cellular component: cytoplasm; plasma membrane; nucleus. NCBI's taxonomy places the organism in Eukaryota, Metazoa, Chordata, Actinopteri, Pleuronectiformes, Cynoglossidae. The transcript has 25 exons. Bases 412 to 2319 code for a protein of 635 amino acids. Gene Ontology annotation, molecular function: calcium ion binding; phosphatidylserine binding; calcium-dependent phospholipid binding. The record is from RefSeq and is a predicted model, not a curated record. Gene Ontology annotation, biological process: apoptotic signaling pathway; mitochondrial calcium ion homeostasis; calcium ion transport.
CAUCUUUAGCUCGCAGCUAAGAGUUUAUAUUGUCUCUCUUGAGGACGAAGUCUCCUGUGUCAACGAGACCACCGGUAAAAAUACACGUUAAAAUAAUAACAUAAAUUAAGUUAAAAAAAAUUAUGUACAUAUAUAAAGACUUUUAGUUUGGCUCCUUGCCCGCUGGAAAAAGUUGAAAUCCAGUCUGAGUAGCGUAGUUUGUGCGGCACGCGUGCACGCGCACACCUCCAGAUGCACCGCGGGAGCGCGCUGUAGGCGCUGCGUCACGGAGAGGACACAUAACGGGACAGCCUGAGUGUCGGAGGUGGAGACAGAGACGGAGGACGUAGACACACACGGGGACACAGCCGAGAAAAAGGCCCCAAACCAUUGAUUCCUGCACAGUGUUGAGACAGAAGACCAAACACAGACAUGGUGUUCCGAGGCACAAUUCUAGAUGCUCCCGACUUCGAUCCCAGCGCUGACGCUGAGACUCUUUACAAUGCCAUGAAAGGCAUCGGUAGUGACAAGGACGCCAUUUUGGACCUGGUCACCUCAAGAAGCAACGCCCAGAGACAGGAUGUCAUUGCGGCGUACAAGUGCAACUUUGGGAAGGACCUGAUUGAAGACCUGAAGUAUGAGUUGACGGGGAAAUUUGAACGUCUCAUUGUCAGUCUGAUGAGAACUCCGGCCUACCACGACGCCAAAGAAAUCAACGAUGCGGUUAAAGGGAAUGGAACCAACGAGAGGUGUCUGAUUGAAGUCAUGGCAUCUAGAACCAACGCACAGAUGCACGACAUGGUGGCAGCCUACAAAGAUGCUUACGGCAGAGACAUGGAGGAGGACAUCAUCAUGGACACCUCAGGUCACUUCAAGAAGAUGCUGGUUGUUUUACUCCAGGGGACCAGAGAUGAGUCAGGGGUGGUUGAUGCCGACUUGGUGGAGCAGGACGCACAGGACCUGUACGCCGCAGGAGAGGAGCAGUGGGGGACGGACGAGGCCAAAUUCAUCAUGAUCCUGGGAAACCGCAGCGUGACCCACCUCCGCAUGGUCUUUGAUGCCUAUGAGAAAAUUGCUGAGAAGUCCAUUGAGGACAGCAUAAAGAGCGAGCUGUCGGGAGACUUCGAGAGGCUGAUGCUGGCUGUUGUGCAGUCCAUCAGGAGCGUUCCCAUGUUCUUCGCCAAGCGCCUCUACAAGUCCAUGAAGGGUCUGGGGACGGCGGACAACACCCUGAUUAGGAUCAUGAUUUGUCGUUCUGAAAUCGACAUGCUAGACAUUCGAGAGUAUUUCCGCCUCCAGUAUGAAAAGUCACUUUAUAACAUGAUUAAGGAUGACACAUCUGGGGAUUACAAGAGGACGCUGCUGAACUUGUGUGGAGGGGACGACGAUUUAGCCGGAGAGUUCUUCCCUGAAGCCGCUCAGCUAGCCUACAAGAUGUGGGAAUUAAGUUCCAUGACCAAAGUCCAGCUGAGGCCAACUGUUUGCCCGGCGUCUGAUUUCGACCCCGCUGCUGAUGCACAAGCUCUGAGGAAGGCCAUGAAGGGCUUUGGAACAGAUGAAGACACCAUCAUCGAAAUUGUUGCAAAGAGAAGCAACGCCCAGAGGCAGGAGAUUAGACAAGCCUUUAAGUCCUUACUGGGAAGGGAUCUGAUGAAGGACCUGAAAUCUGAACUGUCCAAGAACCUAGAACGGCUGAUCAUCGGCCUCAUGCUGACGCCGGCAGAGUUUGAUGCCAAAAUGAUGAGGAAGGCCAUGGAGGGUGCUGGGACUGACGAACACUCCCUCAUUGAGAUCCUGGCCACCAGGAGCAACGAAGAAAUACUGGCCAUGAAUGCUGCCUACCAAGAUGCCUAUAAGAAGUCUUUGGAGGAGGCCAUCGAAUCAGACACGUCCGGCCGCUUCUGUCGCAUCCUGGUGUCUCUUGUACAGGGUGCCAGAGAAGAAGGCCCUGCAGAUGCGGAACGAGCCGAAGCCGACGCCCAGGUGAUAUUACAGGAGUUUGUCAGAUACACCAAUAAGGACAUUGAACAAAUCAUCAAGAAAGAAAUGUCUGGGGACGUGAAAAACUCCUUCUAUGCCCUAGUUCGCAGCGUCAAGAACCAGCCUUCUUAUUUCGCUGACCGUUUGUACAAAGCCAUGAAGGGUCUCGGCACAGAUGACAGAGCACUGAUUCGCAUCAUGGUCUCCCGUAGCGAGAUUGACCUUUUCAACAUUCGCAAAGAGUUCAAGGAAACACAUGACGUCUCGCUCCACGAAUUCAUCCAGGUAGAAACUCUGAUCGGUGACACCUCGGGAGACUACCGUAAGACGCUGCUGAUUCUCUGCGGAGGUGAAGACUAAUCUGGAUUCUGAAGUCCAAAAGAUAAUCAACAUUUAACUGUGACAGUGAACAUCAGCGUCUACUCUUCUCAGCCAAAACUACUGUGUGACCUCCUCGCCCUCUCUGCGCUCACAUCGUACUCACUGAUGUUUGUUUUUCAUGUAUAAUUCAAGAUAUACAUAUUUCCCACUACCCAAGCAGUGCCUUUUAAGUUACCAAAUAAAUAUCUAUCAAUAACACAGCGACGUAGUCAAUGUCCUCUCUGUUAAUGUCUGUCGUUAAAUUUAAAUUUAUAUUAAAAACAUUUUUUACUCCUUUAACUCAUAAAUCAUAUUAAAUACUUGUAUAUUUCUGCUCAUUUAGUC